CUUUCAUUUGGCUUCAGUUUAUUUCAUUUAACAUGAUUUUCAGUAAACAAAAAUUGUGCGAUUCUAUGACAACAAACAAAGCGGCGACAAAUCUAUGACAACAGAUCAAACAUUAUGUAGUACCAACUGAUAUCGGAGGUGUGAAUAUGUUUACCGUUACUAAAUAUACACUCACCAAUGGCCAAUCAGUUUAGAUACAUCAUUAUCGCAACAAGUUGAAUGUAAUGCAACAAAAAGUAACACCGUCCAUGUUUUUUUGUUUCACUCACAAAGCGACAGCAUUUUGGUGCAAAUGCACGCAUUUUUUACAAAUCGACAUUUUUGCUGUUGUUAGUUUCGAAUCGAAUUGAAUAUUUUUGAAAAUUUAUUUCAUUCACAUUUUAUACGUAUAUUCCAUUGUAAUUGUCAAAUUUUAUGCAAAAUGACCACCGAAGCAAUUAAUAUCAUAAAAAGCAUUCUAAAUGUACGAUGUCGAGAAGGCGCAACGAUUGCCGACAUUGAAAGUGAUUACAUCGAAAUAGUUGGGAAACCAUUGCCGAACGUAUACAAGUAUUUAAAUAGCAUCGACAGCGUUUACUGUAUCGAUAGUUCAGAUGGUGAACCAAAAUGCAAAUACAAACCGUACCAAAACCAACCGCAGGAAGAUUACAACAACAAUCACAUUGAAAAGUACAAUCAUGUACCGGUACAAACAAUUUCAAAUCCUCCGCAACCCACACUACACGCACAGUUUGUUGGAGACGAUUUUUUCCGUUUGCUAUCGUGUUGUACAACCGAUUACAUUAACAAUCGUAAAAGCGGAGUUCAGCAUGUUGGCUUAUGCGUUUCUGGACUAAGCAUUCAGGCUGCAGCUAAGCUCAUCGAAUGCACGAAACACUUAAAAGCAACGCGAUUGAUAAUAAACGUCGGUUCGAUUGAUAUUCUACACGGUCAUGAUUUGGUUCAAAUGUGCUCGGAUUUUGAGAAUUUAAUAGCAGUGUGCGAAAAACGAGGACUUAACCCAAUCAUAACCACACUGGCACCGUUGGCAAACACCGCCCAUACACAUGAGAUGGUCGACAAAUUGCGUAAAUUCAAUGUGUUUGUAAUGGAAAAGUAUUUUAUGCAAUACGAAAUAAUCGAUAUUUGGUCGAAAAUGACAAAUGCCCGCGGCGUGACCAAUUUUGCUUACUUUCAAUCCGAUUCAUAUUAUGUGAGUGGGAGUAAUCGCCCACACGUGCUAUGGAAUCAAACCGGUCGCACAAUGGUUCGAAACUACAUCAAACAAUCCUUAAGCAAGUUUUUAAAAAUACACAUGAAUAGCUUGCAAAUCGAUGCAUAAAGCAAUCGAUUUUUAUUUUAUCUCUAUGAGAUUUUUUGAUAACCUAAACGGUUAUGUAAACAGCAGACGUUUUUUGUUCGAUUUGAUAUCUAUAUUAUUCUGAAGUUUUGUCCUGUGCACUUGACGAAAACUACAAACUACUUUUGAAAUGAAAAAAAAAAAAAUUAUAAAAAUGUAAUGUUAUUUUACGAGACUUACAAAAUUGACUAUAAAUAUUGAGCUGGCAUUGCAAUUGUGUUGUAUCCAGAAUGCUGUACCUAGAUUUUAAGUUAAUCUUUUUUGUAUUAUUUGAGCUAAACCAUUAAUCGCUUGGUUACCUGUAUUGAAAAUAAAAUUGAACUAAACCACAAGAAAAAA
This is a messenger RNA of Contarinia nasturtii (swede midge), 1678 nucleotides long. Its product is annotated as maternal effect protein oskar-like. Bases 422 to 1321 code for a protein of 299 amino acids. NCBI's taxonomy places the organism in Eukaryota, Metazoa, Arthropoda, Insecta, Diptera, Cecidomyiidae. The record is from RefSeq and is a predicted model, not a curated record. The transcript has 5 exons.